Molecule: messenger RNA, 885 nt
Organism: Pediculus humanus corporis (human body louse)
Lineage: Eukaryota; Metazoa; Arthropoda; Insecta; Psocodea; Pediculidae
Product: chitin binding peritrophin-A, putative
Exons: 5
Coding region: 1-885 (294 amino acids)
Cellular component (GO): extracellular region
Molecular function (GO): chitin binding
Source: RefSeq, a predicted model, not a curated record
AUGUUUGGUCUUCCCGGUUUCAUGCUUAUUAUUAAAAAACAAGUUAUUCAAGGAAAUGCUCAAGAAAGUUUCAAAUGUCCAGAUGACUAUGGAUUUUACCCUCACAGUAUAUCAUGUGACAAAUAUUGGAAAUGUGACAACGGUUUACCAGAAUUAAAAACUUGUGGUAAUGGUUUGGCUUUUGAUGCAAGCGAUUCAAAAUACUUAACCGAAAAUUGCGAUUAUCUUCACAAUGUCGAUUGUGGAGAAAGAACAAACUUAGAACCACCAAUCAGUACGCCACAUUGUCCAAGAUUGUACGGUAUUUUCUCCGAUGAAAAAAAAUGUGACGUUUUUUGGAAUUGUUGGAAUGGUGAAGCUAGCAGAUACCAAUGUUCUCCUGGACUUGCUUACGAUAGAGAUUCUCGUGUUUGUAUGUGGGCUGAUCAAGUUCCAGAAUGUAAAGUUGAAGAAGUCGCAGGAGGAUUCACAUGCCCAGCUGCCGGUGAAAUCGCUGCUGGAGGAUCAUUUUCAAGACAUGCUCACCCAGAUGAUUGCAGAAAAUAUUACAUUUGUUUAGAAGGAGUUGCUAGAGAAUAUGGUUGUCCAAUUGGAACUGUUUUCAAAAUUGGUGAUUCUGAAGGAGCUGGAAAUUGUGAAGAUCCUGAAGAUGUUCCCGGAUGCGAGGAUUAUUACGGAGAUUUGGAUUUGAAGACGAUUAGGAAGAGCGAAUUGUUAGCCGGUUUGAAAAGCAGCGGAGCUGGAAGAAGUGGUAACCAAGAUGUUCCAGCACAACUGCAACCGAAACCUUUGGUCAAACCAAGGGUACCGGCUCAAAUUCAUCCGGCUCCAAUCCAGGCAAGACCCCAGGGACUCAUCAAGGAACAAUUUGAAGAACAAAAUUAA